GACACGUCUCCCUGCUGUGUCGCACUCAGCCUCUUCCCCCGCCGCCCAUCGCUCACUGCACAACAAGGGUCCCUUUUGUGGGAGGUAUCAUCAAACUCACAUGGUAAAUUGGAGAUAUUGGCGGGGCUGUAGGCAGAACUCCCAAACAGGGGUGAACAGGGGCAAGGAGCUCUGCCCAGGCGCUGGGCUGCCAUGGAAAACAGCGAACAUGAAGGAAUUCGUACUUGACUAGGGUUGAAGUCUUCAGAAAUCUUUAUAACCAGACCAAGACAACGACAUGGAGGAGGUGACCUUGCAGAUUGCUAAGCUGCAGGCCAUGGUGUCCGAGCUGAAGGCUGGCCUGAUGGGGGCGAUCGAGGACCUCUCCAGCCUCCAGCUGAGGGACGGCAGCCUGGAGGAGCGGGUGAGGAGUUACCACAGCGACAUGGACGAGAAGAUACUGGGCGUAAAGAACACGUUAAACACCUUCAAGGAGGACCUGACUGUUGCCAUGGCUCAUAUGAAGGAGGUCAACGGUAGGAACAUGGAGAUGCAUCGGGGUCUGGAGCUGUUCCAGGUGGAGGUGGGCAGGGAGCUCCUCUCUGCUCAGCAGAGGAGAGCCUCCAGGGAUGAUGUCCAGGCCGACGGCCUUCGGUGGCCCCUUGGACAGCCGGAACACAGCGUCCUCCAUCACUACCUCGCCUGCCUCCCGAACGGUUCUUCCCAGAGAAGUCCUUCAUCCGUCCCUGGAAAGGCUGUUUCUCUAAGCCACGCCCACAAAGACAGCCACAGCUGUACGGCGUUGGUUACAGAUACCAGCAGCCCGCAGCAGGACGUGGGCAGUCCCCGGGCCCAGCGGGGCAUGUCCCCGUCACCGGUGUGGGGAGAGCACAGGGACAGCAAGGAUGCCACCGAUGGACCGGACACCCAGGAGAACGGUGCGAGGUGGAUGACCGCCCUGGAGCUCUUGGAGUCAGAGAGGCUGUACGUCUCCUACCUGUCUGUGCUGCUCAAGGCCAACAUCACAUUCAACGGCUCGGAGGCCCUUCAUGUCAAGGACAAGCGGCCUUUCCCCAGCUCCCUACGCUUCCUCAUCCAGCAGCACCUGGAGCUGCUGCACGUCCUCCAGGAACGUGUGCUGAGGUGUCAGUGGCAAGGCAUCAUGGGAGACGUGUUCAUGAGGCUGACCAGCACAGAGAGUGAUUUCUUAGAUUCCUACGUGGCCUACCUGAAGGAACUCCCCGAGUGCCUAUCUGCAGUAAGCGUGUACAGUGCCACCUCCCUCAAAGCCACCACACUCUUUCAGGGUGACAUCACUGGAGAUGAAAAUCAACCCCCACUCCAAACCUUGCUCCUUCUACCUGUGCAGCGCGUCCCAGAAUACCUCAUCCUACUUCAGAACCUGUUAAAGCAGACAGACUCCAAGCACCCAGACCACUAUCUGCUGCUGGUUUGCAUCCAGAGGUUCAGGGCUUUCAUAGGCCAGUACAGCCACCUGCUCCAGUACAGCCACCUGCUCCAGCACAACGAGGGGCUCCUCACACAGAACCGGAAGGAGCGGUCGGCCAUGAAACCGCUCAUCAAGACGGUGGACUGCGUUAUCCAGGCAGAGGAACCAGCCUCCCCCAGCGGUGCCUUGCCGCACUACACCAGCCAGGCAAAGAGAAGCAAGCAGAAGCUGUUGGAGCAGAUGCAGCGUAAGCGAUUCCAGGACUGGGAGGCUGUGCACCAGUGCCCUGAGUCCCCCGAGGGGUCCUUGCCGGUCUUAUUCUUUGCCCCGGAUGCAGACCCCCAGCUCAACUGUUCUGCUCUUCAUAGCAUUCUGGAAACAGAGCGGAAGUGCCCCAACACGGAUCCAAUACCCUGUAAGCAUGGAUUAACAGGGUCGGCGCUGGCGGAUGCCACAGGCCAGUUUCUCAUGUCAGACGGGACAAGCCUGGUGGGGUUCUUUGAGGAAGGACAGUCCACCCACAAUGCCCCGCUCUUCGACAACUGCUCCAGUGCCUCCUCAGACUCUAGUGUAGACAUCACCUUCAUCCGCUGCCCAAAGAACCGCGGCCAGGAGCCAUAUGCCGGCAGGGGGAACCAGGACGGAAGUCACAGGUACCCUGGCCGUGGCUGUGUUUUGCAGGAUCAGGUUGGCAUGUCACGCCAUCGCUCCCUACAGGCCGUACAGUGCAAGAGCAAGUCGCUGAACGGGCUGCAGCUGGACAGUUCCAUCGCUGCCGACAGCAGGGGCAACUCUGUUGAGCUCAGCCCCCUGAAAAGCCACAGCCCACACAGCAGCCACCAGCACGCCCAACUGGAGCGCCAAUCCAGCAAAGGUUCCACCAGCCGUAAGCUCCAGAGAAGUGUCGGCCCCCUGCAGAAACUGGAGGUCGACAGCCGGACCAUGACAGAGGAAGAGCCUUGCAGAGAUCACGACAAGGACUGCGGGGCCCAACCCUCCUGGGCAGAGGAGUCCAGAUGGACAGGCAGCAUGGAGGAGAGCGGCCAGACUGCCUUCAGCGAGAGGAGCCGUAAGCAGGACCACAAAGGUGGCUUCAGGAGCUCCUUCAAGAAGCUCUUUAAAAAAAAGUCUGGCAGCGACAGCAAGGACAAGGGCACUGAGAAGUCAGAGUCCCAGGCUCACAGCGACCACGAGGCCACAAAGACACCGAGGGCUGGACGUCUAGGGAACAUUGACAGAGGAACAGCAGUGUGACACCACAGUGCCACCUGCAGGUGAAUCUGCAUUUGUGUACGACAAACCCUGGCCAUUGUGAACGCCCAAGAGGGUGUGCUUUGCGUGUGAACAUCAUUGGCCCAUCUUAAUGGCGUUUCCUUCUGUGUCCGGGUGACUAGUUACCCAACAUUCUCAGAUUUGUUUGCAUAAAGCAUGUUUAGUGAACAUAAUGGUUAUACAAAUACAGUGCUUAAAGUGGGGAAAAAGAGAUGCCAGUACUCCCCUUGUCAUCGAGUACCAGGCGCCGUUACUCCCCUUGCCAUCGAGUACCAGGCGCCGUUACUCCCCUUGUCAUCGAGUACCAGGCGCCGUUACUCCCCUUGCCAUCGAGUACCAGGCGCCGUUACUCCCCUUGUCAUCGAGUACCAGGCGCC
Paramormyrops kingsleyae is the source of this 3078-nucleotide messenger RNA. RefSeq names its product Rho guanine nucleotide exchange factor (GEF) 33 (gene arhgef33). The record is from RefSeq and is a predicted model, not a curated record. Lineage: Eukaryota; Metazoa; Chordata; Actinopteri; Osteoglossiformes; Mormyridae. Gene Ontology annotation, molecular function: guanyl-nucleotide exchange factor activity.